Truncatella angustata is the source of this 1825-nucleotide messenger RNA. RefSeq lists its product as uncharacterized. Bases 1 to 1671 code for a protein of 556 amino acids. The transcript has 4 exons. Gene Ontology annotation, molecular function: transmembrane transporter activity. NCBI's taxonomy places the organism in Eukaryota, Fungi, Ascomycota, Sordariomycetes, Amphisphaeriales, Sporocadaceae. Gene Ontology annotation, biological process: transmembrane transport. The record is from RefSeq and is a predicted model, not a curated record.
AUGCGUCAGCUUUUAGAAAAGUAUACAGAUGAGUAUGAAGGUUUUCAGAUGGAGAACGUGACGACACAGCCUCCCAAGAUCGCUGUUGGGGUAACUGGUUAUCUGCUGGAUUCGUCAGCAUAUUAUCUCACCCCAUCAGAAUGCAAACAUGGACGAGACCCCAAGCUUGAAAACCCCGUCGCUGAAGCCUCAGCGCCUAAUAAGCUGGCGACUGCCCCCUACACCACACUGGGGCGUACACAGCGGCGAUGUCUGACAUAUCUCCAGGGAAUAUUGUGUCUCGUAUCUUCGCUGUCCGCAACCAUAUACUUCCCACUCGUUCCGCUCCUCGCAUCACAGUACAACACUUCUCUACAAGCAGUCAAUCUGACCAUAACCCUCUACACCAUCUUCCAAGGCUUGGCACUAUCAUUCUGGAGCCCCCUUUCCGACCAUCCUGGGCGGCGCCCUGUAAUCUUUCUUAGCUACUUUGGAGUCUAUACAGCGGCGAGCAUGGGUCUCUCCGUCAGCAGCGGCAGUUAUGCCGCCUUGUCUUCGCUCCGAGCAUUACAAAGCAUCGGGGGUUCUGCUGUGUUGAGCACAUCCUACGGUGUGGUCGCCGAUGUGAGCACCCAUGCUCGCGAGCGGCAAUCUGGGGCCGUGACUCGGACCGGUGAUCGGAGGCGGGGCCAUAUUUGCAACCGGAGAGCCGGUCUGGUGCUUCCGGAUCUUGAUCAUCUUGGGUGGAAUCUGCUUCCUGCUCAUUGGCUGGACGUUGCCCGAGACCAACAGAACGGUGGUCGACAACGGUUCGGUGGCUGCUGUUGGUAUCUAGAGGACAUAGUGCAGAAACGGGGUCAUGGGACCAGUGAGAAAAAUCAAAGGGUGAGCGAUCCUCAUGGGGGUGUCUCACUUCAUCUCUGCGCACAGUCAACACAAGCAGUCGUAAGAGGAAAGAUUGUUAUUCCCAAUCCAUUUGCUUCGCUGCUUAUCGUGCUCUCCCGAAAUAACGCGCUCAUUCUAUUUUUGGCGGCCAGCCCUUAUUCGGUCUGGCACUUGGUACAAACAUCUAUUCCUUUCAUAUAUGGUCGAGAAAGCGGUGGGUAUGGCUUCAGUGAUGUUAACGUUGGCCUAUGCUGCUUGACUGGAGGUGUAGGAGUCAUCACUGGUGGCUUUGUUGCCGGCCAAAUGAUGGACUACAAUUACAAGGCCGUGACACAUCGGGCUGGCCUGCCUGUAAAUCGACAAAUUGGUGACAGUAUGAAGAGCUUCCCCAUCGAAGAGGCCCGGAGUAGAUGGUCCAUUGCAAAACUUUUCGUAUCGGUAGGUGCUCUUGUCGGCUAUGGCUGGACUGUGCAACAGGACAUCCACCCAUCUGUUCCUCUACUUCUUCAGUUCUACAUUGGAGCAAAAUGCACAGUUUUGCACCAAUCAUGUAGUGCUCUUCUGGUAGACAUUCACCCAGAUAGGCCAAGUACCGCUGCAGCGAGCAACAAUUUUGUGCGCUGCGCACUAUCAGCUGCAGCUGUAGCUGCUCUUCAGCCGCUCGUUGAUGUCCUGAACAGAGGCUGGUUCUUCACCAUGGUCGGCUUACUCGACCGGGGUUUAUGUAUUAUUGCGGUCGUCGUUCUGAGGACAUGGGGGCAGCAAUGGCGCAAUCGCAAAGUCACAGAGUCAACCCUUAUGGACUGACAGAAUCGUUUGUUUGCGGAGCUGAAGAACUAUCUCUCAACCUGGGCAAAGCUAGGUUGCGAGAGAUAUGCGACAAAACGUGUAGUACCCACUGAGAUAUGACAAACUCCCCUUGUCGAUCCUCGCGUUCGCAAACCACUUCAUCUCCCCCAGA